UCCUCUUGUUGCUAAGCUCCACUCACCCUGUGAACCUGGGACGGAGGAGCUCCAAGGAGCAAGAGGUGGCCCUGUGCAGGGAAGGAGGAGCGGGAACAAGCGUCCAAGAUGCUGAGGGUUGUUGUGGAGUCCGCUUCGAUUAACCCUCCCCUCAGCACCACACCCAAAGCUUUCGUAACUGUCUACUUCAGAGAUAUGAUGAAAAGAACUCGAGUGGAGGAAGGACAUGACCCCAUAUGGAAUGAGACCCUAAUCUGGCACCUCUGGAAUCAGCCACUGGAAAAUGACUCCUUCCUGAAAGUCAUACUUCAGGACUCGGUUUCUAAAAAGAAAGAAAGGUUCAUUGGCCUGGCCACUGUACCGCUCAAGCGGCUGGCACAAAGACCGAAAGAAGUCAUGUUUGUGAGGGACCUGAUCCUGCUCAACCAUUCCAUGAAGCCCACUAACUGUACUGUCACCCUACAUGUGGCCCAAAUAUACGACCAGGAUACUGAGAUGACAGGCAAUGAGGAGCUCCUGGGCUCAACUGUAAAUGAGGUGACCCAGAAGAAACUAAUGGUCUCUGGCCUCCCCAUGCACAGGGCUCUGGCUUCCAAGCCUCAACACUUUCAGGUCCGGGUGAAGGUGUUUGAAGCCCGACAGCUCCUGGGCAACAACAUCAAACCUGUAGUAAAGGUAAACAUUGCAGAUCAGCAGCAUCUCACUCGGAUCAAGAUGGGAAACAAUCCUUUCUUCAAUGAGAUAUUCUUCCAGAAUUUCCACGAGGUUCCUGCAAAGUUCUUUGAGGAGAACAUCUCAAUCGAGGUCGUGGACUCUGCAGCAUCAAGAUCUAAAGCAGAGAUUGGGAGAUUCCAAACAGACAUUGGGUUUAUCUACCAUUCCCCAGGUCACACACUCCUGAGGAAAUGGUUAGGCCUCUGUCAGCGAAAUAAGACCACCAGUGGAGUCAGAGGCUACUUGAAAGUCACCAUCUGUGCCCUCGGUGUAGGGGAUCAGGCGCUGGUAGAUCAAAAGCUGCCCUAUGAGCAAAACACCCGGGUCCAGAUCUUCAAGUCAAAAGAAGUUCCAGUCAGUCUGGCUUACUUGCAGUUCUUCAUCUACUGUGCAGAGGAUCUCCAUUUCGGCACCCACAAGUCAGCCACUCCUGUGUUGGAGGUGGAGCUGAUUGGGGACAAGCUCAGGACAAAACCACAGAACCCGUCCGACAACCCAAUAUGGAACCAAAUCCUCACCUUCCAGAUUCAGCUACCCUGCCUCUCUAGCUACAUCAAAUUCAGAGUCAUGGACUGCUCCAAAUACAAAUGUCAGGAUGAGAUUGGGUCAGCCAGCUUGUGCCUCAGCCAGAUCUCGUCCACCGGCGAGGAGAUCCAAGGGAUGUACUCUGGCUUCCUGCCCUGCUUUGGCCCCAGCUUCCUGACUCUCCGUGGGGGCAAGAAGCCCCCUUUCAGGACCUCAGAGGAAGGCACUUGCAUCAUGGAUGCUGUCCAGCAUGGUUUAGCUUACCGUGGCCGAAUCUUUGUGGAGAUAGUCACCAAGAUCAAGUCUCAGCAAGACUCGGUAAUGAAGGACCUGUCUCAGGAAGUGACCCAGGUGGAGAUGCAAUAUUACCGCCAAAAGUAUGGGCUGUGCGUCAUCUUUCUCUCCUGUACCAUGAUGCCCAAAUUUAAGGACCUGAUUCAAUUCGAGGUCAGCAUGGGCCACUAUGGAAACAAGACGGAUCCAAACUACAAGCCUCUUGUGUCCACCACACAGUACAGCCCGGUGAUAUACGACGGCACUACCUACCAUUAUGUGCCCUGGUACAACACGAAGCCUGUGGUGGCUGUGACCUCCAACUGGGAGGAUGUUGGCUUCCGAAUGAACUGCCUCAACCUCCUCCACAUCACCCGGGAUCGCCUGAAAACCAACCUGGACAUCCUGAAAUCCAUACGGAAUCCCAGGGAUCCAGCUCUGCUCCAACAGUGGGAGAAACUGCUGAAGGAGCUGCAGGAGGACUGCCGGCGCCCUCUGCCUUGUAUGACUGAUCAGCCCAGAGCUAACAGCUUGGACAGGAAUAAAUGGCAGCUUCGCAGCCAGCUUCUGCAGCAACUAGCACAAAUGGCCAAGGAAGCCAAGCCGGUGAACAUGGUGGGCACGGCCAAGGAGUGGUUGCACCGUCUCAACGCUGUGAUCCCUGAGCCCCAGGAGAGCCUCCCAGAUGUGCUGAUCUGGUUGAUGUCCAGGCAGCAGCGAGUGGCCUAUGCUCGGGUUCCUGCCCACACUGUCCUGUUCUCCCCAGCAGGACCCCUGAGCUCUGGCAAGUUCUGUGGGAAGAUUCAGAACAUCCUCUUACAGUACCCAGAAGGUGAAGGACAGGACACAUUCCCAGCCUCCCUCCGGGUCUGUAUGUGGCUUGGCAAUGUCAAAUACAGCAAGAAUCUGAAGCUGCUCCAGCAGGGCUCCAUGGUGGUGUAUGCAGAGACGUAUGAGAAUCAGGCCAAGACCAGAGAUGACUGGGGACAACAAGGGCUAUACCACUGCCCCAACUUCUCCGAUGUCAUGGGACGCAAGGCUCUCCCCAAGACAGACUUCAAGGCUCCCCCGGGAUGGCAUUGGAAGGACGACUGGGUAGUAGAGCCUCAGAGGAGACUCCUCCUGGACAUAGACAUCAACAAGAGCCAGGUGCUGGAAGAGGUGUAUGAGAACCAGCUUCGCAACGCCACAGGUGCCUGGGUGCCUGCAGCUAUCCCCAACACGGACGUGAAUGGACAGCCUGUGGAAGCCCUGGAGAACGUGAAGUGUCCCCAAGGCUGGCACUUUAAGAAGAAUUGGAUUGUGAAGCUCAACCACGCAGUCGACAGUGAAGGCUGGGAGUAUGGCGUGGGGAUCCCACCUUCCGGCCUGCCCCAGAUCUGGAACUCGGUGGAAAAGACUUACCACUCAUGCCGCCGGCGACGGUGGGUGCGCGUGCGCUUUCGAAACCACAAGGAGCUGGGCCAGGAGCGGAGUCAGGAGCAGGAGACCCUCUCCUUCCUGCAGAUGCAAGACCUCUCUGAGGAAGGAAAGGAAGGCUGGGAGUAUGGCACGUUCGACUCCAGGUUUCACCUGGACCCUCAGCCCACAAGCCGCUUCCGUCGCCGCUGCUGGCACCGACAGCUGGCGCCCAACAAGGACAGGGGUGUAGCUUCCAUAUUCCUCCUGGAGGGAUCCUUGGCAGUGGAGCAGAAAGACCAACCUAGGAAGGAGAUGGAGAAGACGAGGUCGUGGCAACCCUGGAAGGACUUGAGGCACACCCCAGAGGAUCCCCGGAUCCCCACCACGCCUUUCAUUUACUACAUCCUCAACAAGCCUCACUACUACCAGCUCUUCUGCUAUAUCUACCAGGCCCGGAAUCUGAUGUACAACCAGAUCCUGACCUUUCAGGAGCCUUUCAUCCAAGUGGUCUUCCUGAACCACAGCUUGUGCACCCAGACCCUGCGAAGCUCUGCAGCUCCGACCUGGUCCCAGUCGAUCAUCUUCCAGCACCUUCUGCUGUUUGAAGACCCCAAAGAUACCAGAGAGAACCCCCCACUUGUGGUGCUGGAACUGUGGCAACAUGACUCACGGGGAAACAAGAUCUUGUGGGGACGGAGCAUGUGGCCCCCAGUCGUCUGGCUGGGCCUCCAAGACUGGGUCUUUACCCCGCUGAGAUGGCACCCCCUUGUAAGAGAGUUGGGAGAGGAAGAGGGUGAGAUCUUGGCAUCCUGUGAGCUGAUCCUAGAGACACAGAAGCUGAAAGAGCUACACCCGCCUAUCCUAAGCAUCCCCUGUAAGGAUGGGAUUUACUUGUUGCCCAAGAACAUUCAGCCUACCAUGAAAAUGAUGGCCAUUGAGAUCAUGGCCUGGGGCCUUCGGAACAUGACGAAGGUGCGUUACCCCCAGCUCCUGCUGGAAUGUGGGGGUGAGUCCCUGAAGACAGAACCCAUCAGCAACUUCCAGGAGAACCCCAACUUCCCUACGUCCACCUUCUUCUUCACGGUGUUCAUGCCUCUGGAGGAGACCCAUGCACAGCCCCUGGUGGUGAAAGUGGUGGACAACCAGGAAUAUGGCCAGCAGAUUGUGGUCGGUCAGGCCAACAUCGACUUCCUCCAGCCCUAUUUCUGUGACCCGUGGUCUCUGAACUACACAACUGUAAAGCUGCCAACUCUGUCUGUGAAGAAGCCUGAUACUUUCCUAGACUUUGUCUACAAGAAGUUCUGGUUCGAUUCCAGCAAAGACGAGGAGGUCUAUGAAGAGGAGGUGGACUGGUGGAGCAAGCUAUUCUGGGCCACAGGAGAUGCAGACAAGUCCUUGAACUACAACCACAAAAGCUACCACACCCUAAAGGGCCUCUUCCGCAUCUACCCCUUUCCGGAGGACCCAGAGGCCCCUAAACCCCCACGUCAGUUCUCGGCUUGGCCCGAGAUAGAGGACUUCCCUCAGAUGUGUUUGGUACGGGUGUACCUGAUACGAGCCAUCAACCUGCAGCCACAGGACUACAAUGGCCUGUGUGACCCUUAUGUGAUCCUGAAACUGGGACAGACAAAGCUUGGCAGCCGGGACUCAUACUACCCCAACACUCUGGAUCCCAUCUUUGGCAUGAUGUAUGAGCUCACCUGUAACAUCCCGCUGGAGAAGGACCUGGAGAUCCAGCUGUUUGACUUUGACCUCAUUACUGCUGAUGAUGAGAUUGGAAGUACUGUCAUUGACCUUGAGAACCGACUUCUGUCUGGCUUUGGGGCCCGUUGUGGGCUCUCUAAAUCCUACUGCAAGUCAGGGCCCUUUAAGUGGAGGGAUCAGAUGACCCCGAGCUACCUUCUGUACCGAUAUGCCAAACAGAAAGGGCUGCCUCCACCUGUAUUUGACCUUGAGGGAGAUUCACUUUACUACAAUGGGGAAACGUUCAAGUUGCAGAGCUUUGAGUCCGCACCCCCUACCUACAAGCAUUUGGGGCCUAAGAAGGAGCGCCUGGCACUGUACAUCCUGAACACCCAGGGACUGGUUCCUGAGCAUGUAGAGACUCGCACACUGCACAGUAACAGCCAGCCUGGUAUUGACCAGGGAAAAAUACAAAUGUGGGUGGAUAUCUUCCCCAAGAUGCUGGGGCCUCCUGGGCCGCAAGUCAACAUCAGCCCCAGGAAGCCUAAACGGUGAGUACGCUAAAGCUCAGCUCCUGAGCGUGGAGCUCCAGCUCAGCCCCCGGGGUGCAGGGUGCCGCUGCCUACAAGCCCAGGGAGUAGAAACUCUCAAUUGAGAUUAGAACGAGCUUUAUUGCCCAAGUCCAGGCUCUGUGGGCAGGCAAGGCUGUUUGUGGCUGUGGGGUGGGUUCUCACCCUAGCCUCAGAGCACAGUGGCUGCAGGUACCAACUGCGUUGUAUCAUCUGGAGCACAGCUGAAGUGGACCUGGUCCAAGAGACCUUCAGUAAAGAGAAAAUGAGCGAUAUCUACGUGAAAGGGUAAGGCAGGCAGGGGAGGAGGGCUCCAGAGGGCCACCUAGCUCCCUGGUUCUGUUACCCUGCUAGAGCCUCCUAGUCCUAAGGGGAACACCUCCAUCACCACUUGCGCCUGUCUGGGGGAUGAGGACCACACACAGGAACCCAAGGUAAAAGGACUCUGUCCCCAGGUGGCUCUUUGGGCUAGAGGAGGAUACUCAGAAGACAGAUGUCCACUACCACUCCUUGACUGGGGAGGCCACCUUCAACUGGAGGUUCAUCUUUACCAUGGACUAUCUGACAACGGAGCGUGCAUGUGUCCAAAGUCAGAAGGUAAGGAAGGGGUGGGGAGGAGAAAGAGGGAAAGAGGCCUAGGCUCCAAGAGAUUACCCCCUCCUUUCAGAGACCUGCAAGCUGUUCCAGGAUGUUAGGUCAUGUCCUCAGGCAGAACUCUUCUUCCUUGAUAGUCUGUCACUAGAGGACAAGUAGGUAUCUGAGAAAAAUAUCCAAGCAGCAGGCCACUAACAGCCUUCUGCUAUCCUCCAGGACUACAUAUGGAGCCUGGAUCCCACAUCAACGAAGUUUCCAGCCCGGCUCAUGAUCCAGAUUUGGGACAAUGACUUCUUUUCCCCAGAUGACUUCUUAGGUGAGGUCCUGAUGUAGGGUUUGUGACAUGGGAUGAGGAACUCCUUUUGCUGACAACAGCCUUUCUCUGGCCUCAGGGGUCUUGGAGCUGGAUUUAUCAGACAUGCCCCUUCCGGCUCAGAACAUCAAGCAAUGUUCCCUCAAGAUGAUGGAGACUGACUCCAAAUGGCCUUUCACCCCACAGAAGCGUAUCUCUCUCUUUAAGAAGACCAAUGUAACUGGAUGGUGGCCUUGUCAGGUCCUAGAUGGUGACAAGUGGCGUUUGUCGGUAGGGGCUGGGGAAUGUGUUUAGUGAAUAGGACCUCUCUAGCAAACUUCUGGGGGGCUGCAGCCAAACCUCUUUUCCUUUGUGGUGGUAGGGAAGUGGUCCUGAGACGACCUUGCCCUCUGUCUGACACGGCAGCCCCUGCUCUGUCCUUUGGUAUUCCUAGGGUAAAGUCAAGAUGACUCUUGAGAUGCUAUCAGAGAGAGAAGCUCUAAUCAGGCCAGCCGGCCGAGGCCAGUCCGAACCCAACCAGUUCCCUAUGCUUCAUCCUCCUGAGUAAGGGCCCUGGAGGGCGGUGGUGCAAAGCCCAGCUUUUUCCUACUUGGUACAGGGUGGUGGUGGCUGGUGGGCCUCUGUGUGGAGAGGGACAGCUACUUCCUCCUACCUGGUUUAGUUGACAUCAGAAAAUAAGACCUGAGGUUGAGUGUAAGGGACUCCCAACCUGUCAAAAAAAGGGAAGCCCUUUGCUCUGGAUCUUGACCUGAAGAUUGCUCUUGCUCUCUGUCCCUGUCACGGGCAGGCGAAAUGAUUCCUUCUUACUGUGGUACCAGUCACCUAUUAAAAACUUCUGCUAUGCUGUCUGCAAACGCUACCGCUCCAAAAUCAUAUGCUUAGUGGUGACACUGGUUAUAGGGUUUAUACUGCUCAACUUCGUCUAUUCUGCUCCGGUGAGUGCUAACCCAUGGGGAAGGGACAAUGGCACUGGCCACUCUUGCAUUAGCUCUCAGAGCACAUUUAAGUUGCUACUUUAGACUACUCUGAUGUCUCUUUUCUCUAGAGCUAUUUCGCUAUGAACUGGAUCAAACCUCAACUCCGGCUGUCUUCUCCCAUUAAAAUAGUCAAUCUCAUCGGUACGGUGAACACCAGCAAUAUCAACUCUUCCAUUCUCACCAUGGAGGGCUCAACAUAUCACGCAAGCCAUGUCUUCCCAGAGGCUCCAGCUCCAUGAGGCUCCGUGAUCUGGCCUUCCUUUCUCCCACCUGCCAAGUACCCUGUGCCUCGGGCUUCCUGGCAGAUCUUGUUUGAGUCUUCUAGGGCACAUCAAAGAAGCUGUGCACACUCUGACUCAUACAUGUUUAGAGAUCACUUCUGACAAGAAGAGCAGAGCUGUAAUUUUCUAUUGAAAUAAAUUCAUUUUUCUAACAGA
This is a messenger RNA of Mus musculus (house mouse), 7486 nucleotides long. RefSeq names its product fer-1 like family member 5 (gene Fer1l5). Gene Ontology annotation, cellular component: membrane; plasma membrane; cytoplasmic vesicle membrane. The record is from RefSeq and is a predicted model, not a curated record. The transcript has 45 exons. The coding region runs from base 109 to 5151 and encodes 1680 amino acids. NCBI's taxonomy places the organism in Eukaryota, Metazoa, Chordata, Mammalia, Rodentia, Muridae.